CUGAAGGUGGCAACCUUUGGCCCACUUGGUCCUGAGAUCAUCUGAUCGGAGGUGCAAGCCCCCCCCCCCCCAGCUGCUGCCAUCCUAUUUGAUUAUUAAGCUGUCUCUUGGCCUCACCUCCAAGGAAGUCACUGAGGCAAGGAGUCACAUGUGUGGCUGAAGCGGGUCCUUGAGAAGGUUGGAGGGCACCUGGUAGGCAGACAAGCAGGAGGACGGCUGGGAACCAUGGCUUUCGCUGUGCGUGCCUGUGCCCCCAAGGAUCUCAAGGACAUCAUGCGGCUCAUUAAGGAGAUUGCCGUCAUUUACAAGAUUCCUGAGAACGAGAUCAGAACCAGCGAGGAAGAGCUGAUGAAGGCUGGAUUUGGGGAACAUCCCAGAUUCGAGUGUUUUGUAGCCGAAGUUCCCCCACAACAAAAAAGCAAAGAAGGUCACACUCUCAUUGGAUACGUCCUGUCUGUCUACACCUACAGCACCUGGAAAGGAAGAAACCUUUACAUGGACAACCUGUACGUCAUGCCGGAAUUCAGAGGGCAGGGCAUCGGGAAGAGACUCCUGAACAGAGCAACGGAGGCGGCUUGGCUCAAAGGCUGCUCCCAGCUCCACAUGCACGUCAGCUCCGAGAAGCCGGAGAACAUCAGAUUCUUGGAGAAGCACGGAGGCGAGGACCUGUCCGCCAAAGAGGGCUGGAGCCUCCUCCGGUUCCAAGAGGCGCAACUGCGCCAAAUGGCGGCACAGAGCAAAUGUUAGCAGCUCCGGGGCGGAGGGAGGGGCUGCCUGGCCGGCAGGAGGGGGCCCACCUCGCAGGGGCAACGCAUGGGCUGAGGUUCACUCCACACACAGCCCCCCCUCAGCAAAAAUAAAGAACAGCUGUUUCUGA
Molecule: messenger RNA, 877 nt
Organism: Sphaerodactylus townsendi
Lineage: Eukaryota; Metazoa; Chordata; Lepidosauria; Squamata; Sphaerodactylidae
Product: diamine acetyltransferase 1-like
Exons: 6
Coding region: 226-747 (173 amino acids)
Molecular function (GO): N-acetyltransferase activity
Source: RefSeq, a predicted model, not a curated record